AUGCGCCUGGUAGUGCUGGGUCUGCUAGCCAUCGGCAUCGGAGAAGUGUUUUCCUCUCCAGUACUGGGUGGCUGGGGUAAGCAUGAUGGGAACGGUUUGCUAGGGAAGGUGGCCAAUCUGUCGCACACAGUUUACGAGAAGAAGCGAGAGUUUCUGAACGGUGUUAACGAGAAGGUUUCGAGGAUGCUCUGGGUCCCACCAUGGUCAACAACAACGACGACGGUUCCGCCUGUGCCGAGCAGUACCACCGACGCUCCACGAGUGGCAGAUACUCCUAAUAUUUGGUGGUGGCAAACGUCCUCCAAGCCGGUGAAGUCGUUCACGUCCACCGAGCCAACGAUCACGCUACAAUCAACCACUUCCAAGGUCCAGCUGGAUGACGAUCGUCUUAUGUUCACCGUGGCGGAUACGAAUCAGCUUGAGCUACCCAACGUAUCGAUGUACGCAAGAAGCUACUUCAUUCCGGAGGAACUGCGACUGACGGAUUCGAAUGCGGUAGAGUUUGUUGCUCCUACAAUUUUCGGACGUGGACCUCCAGCAGCGCCUCAGGGCGAUCCGGACCGACUCAUUAUGCACUGACAGGUUGUUCAAUAAACACAAGUUUCAUUUACUCCCUAAUCAUAGUUGGUGAGCCACUGGCCGUUGUGUUCUCCUUCGAUUCACUUUCACUCGACUCAAACGAUAUUUCCAACGACGAUCGAGGAUCCGGUGUCGCGGUAAAUCCGGGCAGCGGGAGAACCGUCACGGUGACGGCAUGAUUGCAGCCAACUAAUCCCAGCUCCUCCAUUUCUUCCAUCUGAUCUACGG
Molecule: messenger RNA, 807 nt
Organism: Anopheles cruzii
Lineage: Eukaryota; Metazoa; Arthropoda; Insecta; Diptera; Culicidae
Exons: 4
Coding region: 1-579 (192 amino acids)
Source: RefSeq, a predicted model, not a curated record